CCAUGUUUAAGAACUACACUCACUUUCCAAACCUCUUGUCUUCUUGUUUCGAAUUUGCAUACAAUACAUAAAUGGCGGUUCAUCGUCCUGAGUCCAACUUUGCCCCCAGCUUGUGGGGUGAUCAGUUCAUCAAUCACUUUUCUGACUCCAAGGUCAUAGAAAAAUACUCCAAGGCAGUUGAAGUUCUGAAAAAUGAUGUGAGAAGUAUGAUAACUGCUACAGAAACCAAAAUGAUAGACACCAUGAAUCUGAUUGACACACUUGAGCGCCUAGGCGUUUCGUAUCAUUUUGAACACGAGAUUGAAGAAAAAUUGCAACAAUUUUUCCAUCUCAAUACGAAUUAUCACGAUGAUGAAGCCUAUGACUUGUACACCGUUGCUCUCCAUUUCCGAUUGUUCAGGCAGCAUGGACACCGUAUAUCUACUGAAAUAUUUGGUAAAUGGAGGGAUGUGAAUGGGGAAUUCAAAGAGAGCAUUAAGAGCGACGCGAAGGGUAUGCUGAGUUUGUACGAAGCUUCCUAUCUUCGAACACAUGGAGAAACCAUACUAGAUGACGCGCUUGCUUUAACUAUGGCCACUCUAAAAUCAAUGGUGCCAAACCUCGGAUCACCCCUCAAGAGGCAAGUUGAGCAUGCCCUAGUGCAGCCCUUGCACUUGGGGAUUCCUAGAGUUGAAGCACGCAGUUACAUUGCGGUGUAUGAAGAAGAAGAGAACAAAUCCGAAACCCUAAUCAAGUUUGCCAAAUUAGACUUUAACCUAUUGCAGAUGCUGCACAAAGAGGAGCUCCAGCAAGUUUCAAGGUGGUGGAAAGAAUUAGGGCUUAUCUCCAAACUUCCUUAUGCAAGAGAUAGGAUAGUAGAGUGUUACUUUUGGGCUAUGGCAGUGCACCAUGAGCCACAGUAUUCUCAUUCCCGUACCAGGCUCGCCAAGGCCAUUGUGAUGUCAUCUGUAUUAGACGACACAUACGAUGCUUAUGGUACGAUUGAAGAACUUGAGGUUUUCACCGAGGCAAUACAGAGAUGGGAUGAUGGAGAAAUCUCUCGACUCCCCGAGUACAUGAGACCUUUCUAUAAAGCUAUCUUGGAACUCUACAUUACAUUUGAUGAAGAAUUGGCAAAGGAAGGACGAUCCUACGCAUCACACUAUGCCAUAGAAGGACUAAAGGAAUUGGCGAGGGGCUACUUUGAAGAGGCGAAGUGGAUCUUAGAGGAGGGUAACUUGCCAUCAUUUGAGGAAUACCUAAAGAUUGGUCUCAUUACCAGCACCUACGGUUAUGCGGUCCCCUCUUUAUUUAUGGGAAUAGGAUCUACUCAAAAGGAAGACUUCGAGUGGCUAAGCGAGAAGCCUAAAAUAUUUGUUGCCACACUCAUAAAAGGUCGCUUACUUGAUGACAUAGGUUCUUAUGAGUUUGAGACGAAGAGAGGUCAACUUGCUAUUGGGAUUGAAAGCUACAUGAAAGAAAAUGAUGUGACAAAAGAAGAAGCAAUGGCCAAAUUUAUGGAAUUAUGUACUAAUGCAUGGAGAGAUACCAACGAGGAGAUGUUAAGGCCGUCUUGUUAUAAAUCUAGGGAUCUUCUUAUGCUUAUUCUCAAUUAUGACCGCGUAACAUAUGUUACUUACAAAGACAAAGAGGAUGGAUACACUCAACCCGAAAAGGUUUUGAAGCCUCAUAUUCUUGCCUUGUUGGUUGAUGCAUUUGAGGUUUAGUCAUUUCAAAUAAUAUGUAUUACUAUAUGUUAUGUAAUUCUAUUUUGUUCCUAUGUACUAUUGUUAAGUUAUGCUUCUUGAAAUUUCAAACCUUAUAUGGAGAGACUCUGAUAUCAAUGAAUUCAAUAAUGAGGGUGA
This is a messenger RNA of Salvia hispanica, 1844 nucleotides long. The record is from RefSeq and is a predicted model, not a curated record. Lineage: Eukaryota; Viridiplantae; Streptophyta; Magnoliopsida; Lamiales; Lamiaceae.